Molecule: messenger RNA, 1041 nt
Organism: Penicillium diatomitis
Lineage: Eukaryota; Fungi; Ascomycota; Eurotiomycetes; Eurotiales; Aspergillaceae
Gene: aspD
Product: septin aspD
Exons: 6
Coding region: 1-1041 (346 amino acids)
Biological process (GO): cytoskeleton-dependent cytokinesis
Cellular component (GO): septin complex; cell division site; septin ring
Molecular function (GO): GTP binding; GTPase activity; molecular adaptor activity
Source: RefSeq, a predicted model, not a curated record
AUGGCCGCCGCUACUAGCGCUGCUUCAUCUCAGCAGCCCACCGUCUUCCCCCACAGCCAUGUCGGUUUCGAUAGCAUCACCUCCCAGAUUGAGCGGAAGCUGUUGAAGCGUGGUUUCCAAUUCAAUGUGAUGUGUGUUGGACAAACUGGUCUGGGUAAAUCCACACUGGUCAACACCAUCUUCGCGUCCCACUUGAUCGACUCCAAGGGUCGCCUCACUCCCAAUGAGCCCGUGCGCUCCACAACUGAGAUUCAGACAGUCUCUCACAUAAUCGAGGAGAACGGUGUACGCCUCCGCUUGAACAUUGUUGACACUCCCGGCUAUGGCGAUCAGGUCAACAAUGACCGAUGCUGGGACCCGAUCGUCAAGUACAUCAAGGAUCAGCACUCAGCAUACCUUCGCAAGGAGCUCACCGCUCAGCGUGAGCGCUACAUUCAAGACACCCGCGUUCACUGCUGUUUGUUCUUCAUCCAGCCGUCUGGACAUGCUCUCAAGCCCAUCGAUAUCGUUGUCCUGAAGAAGCUUUCAGACGUCGUCAAUGUCGUUCCCGUCAUCGCCAAGGCCGAUUCCCUCACUCUAGACGAACGUCAGGCAUUCAAGGAGCGCAUCAAGGAAGAGUUUGCCUUCCACAACCUGAAGAUGUACCCAUAUGACAACGAUGAGCUCGACAAUGAGGAGCGAGCAAUCAAUGCCCAGAUCAAGGACAUUAUUCCUUUCUCCGUUGUCGGCAGUGAGAAGACUAUCGUGGUGAACGGCAAGCAGGUCCGUGGCCGUCAGAACCGAUGGGGUGUCAUUAACGUGGAAGACGAGACCCACUGCGAAUUCGUCUAUCUCCGAAACUUCCUUACUCGCACUCAUCUGCAAGAUUUGGUCGAGACCACUAGCCAGAUUCACUACGAGACCUUCCGCGCCAAGCAACUGUUGGCCUUAAAGGAGAGCAGCGCCGCCGGUGGCCUCUCUAGUGGUAGCCGCCCCAUCAGUCCAUCUGCGGAUCGCGAACUGAGCCGCAAUUCGCAACGAGCUGCCAUGAACGGUUAUUAA